Iphiclides podalirius (scarce swallowtail) is the source of this 705-nucleotide messenger RNA. Lineage: Eukaryota; Metazoa; Arthropoda; Insecta; Lepidoptera; Papilionidae. The record is from the annotation of a GenBank genome assembly.
AUGUCGAUAGAAUCAUCGGACUCAGAGGCGGAAUAUCAUUCGUAUUCUGAGCGAACUUUAGCAAUUAUCAAGCCAGAGGCUUACGAAGAUGCCGAGGCGAUAGAAAAUCACAUUAGGAACCAUGGUUUUUCAAUACUAGCGAGGCGGGAGGUGCGUCUCACGCCAGAGCAGGCGGCGGAGCUGUACCGCGGCCACUACGGGCGUCACCACUUCCCGCACCUCGUAGCCCAGAUGUCCAGCGGACCGAUAGUCGCCAUGGUGUUGGCGUGCCGUGGGUGCAUACAGAAGUGGCGGACUCUGAUGGGACCCGCGCGGGUUGUCGAGGCGCAAGCCUACUGGCCUGACAGUUUGCGCGCCUGUUACGGACGCCGCACAAAAUACGGCGACUAUUUCAACGCACUGCACGGAAGCAAGGACCACGCGGAGGCCUUGCGCGAGAUUCACUUCUUCUUUCCUGACAUGAUCGUUGGACCGCUGCUCCGACAUUGGCAAGUGAACGACUACGUCCAGAAGCACCUCGCGUCGACACUCGAGCCAGCGCUGUCGGCCCUGGCCCGCGAGAGGCCCGCCGAGCCCGUCCUCUGGCUGGCUCACUACCUCCAGAAGAACAACCCCAACGAACCACUCCUGGGCCCGGCCACCCACGAAAUCAGGGACGAGCCCCAGUGCCACACGCCCCUGCCGUCAGAGACAUCCGAGAGGAAA